Messenger RNA from Lucilia cuprina (Australian sheep blowfly), 615 nucleotides. It is a transcript of the gene mRpL52, whose product is annotated as 39S ribosomal protein L52, mitochondrial. Lineage: Eukaryota; Metazoa; Arthropoda; Insecta; Diptera; Calliphoridae. Gene Ontology annotation, biological process: mitochondrial translation. Gene Ontology annotation, cellular component: mitochondrial large ribosomal subunit. The record is from RefSeq and is a predicted model, not a curated record. The transcript has 3 exons. Gene Ontology annotation, molecular function: structural constituent of ribosome. Bases 143 to 526 code for a protein of 127 amino acids.
AAGGAGACUGACGCCGUCAGUUCAACAUUUGCUAGCUUAGAUGUUUAAACAUUUGCUAUAAAAGUUAAUAAGAGGUUAAUAUUUUAGUAAUUUUGUAAAUAAAGUUAUUUUAAAGAGUUUUUAAUUAAAAAAUACUUGGAAGAUGUUGAAAAUUACCAAAACCUCCACACAAUUAAUUAAAAGCACUAUGGCUAGAAAUAUCUCGUGCACAGCUAGACUGGCACUAGAUCAAAAGUGGCGUGAAGAACAGGGCUUGCCCGAAAAUCCCAAUGAGUUUGGACCUUUAACCAAUUUACCCGAUUAUACUUUCUUGGAUGGUCGUCCCACACCCUUAGGCUCAAAUCAAAGGAAACGUUUAAUUAAACAGCAGGAAAUCGCUGCAAAAAUUGUCACCAUGAACAAGGAAUUAGAUAUGGCCAAACAACGUUAUAAACAAUUGCAGGAACAGCAAGCUGCCGAAAGACAAAAGGUUAUGCAAGCAAAAUUGAAACCCAAAGGCAAAUAUUUAUUGGAACAGAAGAAGUAAAGUCGCUAAUCUCUGUGAGAUAUUAGAAAAAUUCUGUUAGGUCAUUAAAUGUUACAAAAUUUAUUAAAAAAUUCAUAUAUAAAAAGUAA